AAUUAUUUUCUUGAUUUUUUUUUAAAAUGAUCACAUUGUUAUUUUUCGCCACCAUUUUCGUUAUCGUCAUUUAUCAUGUUCGGAAAUAUAAUAAAAUACCAAAAGAAAUCGAAAAUAUGCCAUACAUUUCUGCAUUCCCCUUAAUAUGGGCAUUAUUAAGACAAAAACCUCAUGAUGAAAUUCAAGAUGUGCUUCACGAAUCUUCAAAAGGCCGUGAUAUUUAUUUAAGUAGAAUUGGUCCGGCUAUGAAUGUAAAUAUUUCAAGUCCUGAACAUGUUAAAGAUUUAUUAAUGGAAUCAGAGGAUAUUGCACUAAAAUUCGAAUAUGGACCCGGAAAUAUUCUUUAUGACUUUUUUGGAAAUGGAUUAGUAUUUUCUAAUGGUGACAAAUGGAGAACUUAUAGAAAAUUAGCAACCCCUGCAUUCAACAACGCUUUAUCUCCAGAAAUUGUGGGUGAAACUGUAAUGGAUCUUUUUUCUUUCAUACAACAAAAUUUGAACCGACCAAUUGAUAUAUUCGAAGUUAUGCAACGUACCACAAUUGAAGUAUUGGGAAAAUUGGCUUUUGGAUAUAGAUUUGGUUGUUUAGAGUCUGGGGAAACUCCUCAUAUUAUAAACGUUUAUAAAUAUCUUAUUUCAACCGUUGAAUCUGUUUAUAAUAUUGUAUUUCCAUGGAUUAAUAAAUUACCGACAGAACAUAAUAGAAAGUUUCGCCAAACUAUUAAAGAAUUUGAUGGAUUCAUCUUUGAUAUUAUAGAAGCAAAGAGAAAUCAAAUUAACAAUAAGGAAAUUUCUGAUAAUGAUCGUGUUGAUUUGUUAACCAGUAUGUUAAAAUCCAGUGAACAAGAAGGAAUUCAUGCUGACACAAAACAAUUAAGAGAUGAGAUGGUGACUUUUUUUGUUGCAGGACAUGAUACUACCUCAAUGUCAUUAAGUACUUCACUUUAUUAUCUUGCAAAAUACCCGGAAAUGCAAGAGAAAGCACGAGCAGAAGUGAUAAGGAUUCUUGGUGAUGAACCAGUCAUCCCAUCUUCAGUACAAUUAAAAGAAAUGAAAUAUAUUAACGCAAUUAUUAAAGAGUCUUUACGAGUAUAUCCACCAGCGCCAGUAGUAAGUCUUAGAUCAUUACAAAAACCAAUUAAAAUUGGCCCUUAUAUUGUGCCAAAAAAUGUUUUAUGCUCAGUAAAUAUUUGGCAAGUUCAUUAUGACACAAGGUAUUGGGAAAAUCCCAAACAAUAUAAUCCUGAAAGAUUUUUAAAUAACGAAAAAAGACAUCCAUUCUCCUGGAUUCCUUUUUCUGCUGGUCCAAGAAAUUGUAUUGGACAAAAUUUUUCUAUAAUGGAACAAAGAGUUAUUCUCUCAAUGAUGUUGCUAAAGUAUAAUUGGACUCUUCCUAAAAAUAGUAUUAAUGAAGAAAAAUUGUUAUUAGAUUCUCAAUUUUUAUUAAGGCCUGUUGAUCUAAAACUUGUAUUUACCGAAAGAAAAUAAAAUUAUAAAUUAUCGAUAAUGUAUUAAACCCCUAUUACUUAGCCAAAUAAAAAUCAAUACUCAAUAUCUGAUAUGUAUUGUAAAUAAAUCUCAAAUUUCUCCGGAUUACAAAAUAUCUCUUAUUGGUUAGAUUUGUUAUAACAUAAUUUAAAA
Rhizophagus irregularis DAOM 181602=DAOM 197198 is the source of this 1640-nucleotide messenger RNA. RefSeq lists its product as uncharacterized. Lineage: Eukaryota; Fungi; Glomeromycota; Glomeromycetes; Glomerales; Glomeraceae. Gene Ontology annotation, molecular function: iron ion binding; heme binding; oxidoreductase activity, acting on paired donors, with incorporation or reduction of molecular oxygen. The record is from RefSeq and is a predicted model, not a curated record.